CAACUUCUAAAAAAAUGGCGCCAAGAUUUCCAAUCAAAACCGAGUACGCUCGUUCCAAUUUGAAACACAAAUACAGAAAAAUUGAAUCAAAAGCAUUAGAGAAUCGAAGAAUCGUAUCGCAUGGCAGAAAAUGGCGACGAUCUUCAUCGCCGUCCAGUGUUUUCAAUGCUCCACCAUGCAGGUGAAGCAACAGCGAAAGAGCGGGAAUAGGUGGAUCUGUGCAGUGUGUAACGAGAAGCAAUCACUGCAGAAGGUGUUUGCUCGAGCUUCUAUGGCUAAAGACGUCCGUAAAUUCGUACAGAACUUCAAUAUGUCUCGGAAAUAUGCGGAUGAACAGGCGAAAGCCGAUGAGCUCCUUGAUGGAGGAAUUGUUGACGAAGAUAAGCUUGACUGCAGCGCGAGGAGAAAAAGACGUAACGAUUGGAGUGAAUAUCUCGAUCCCGAGGAAGAUCGCAGCCAUAAUGGAAGAGAAAACGAAGGAGAAUUAGAGAGUGAAUCUACUGACGAAAAGAUUGUGACGGAGAUUCCGGAAGUUAAAACGAGGAAAUCUGGUUCAACGAGCUGUUCAAGGUGGUCGGAAGGAGAAGGAGAUGGAUUUUACAGACCAAUUUUCUCGAAGAGGAAACAUAUUGCCAAUAAUUUGAGCUCCCAAGAUGAGGUUCGAAACUGGGAGUCGACAUCAACAAUUCAGACAAUGAAAUGGAGUAAAGGCAACGAUGAACAAAUUAUCUCGAAGGCCAAGAACUUGAGUGCGCCUUUCCAGGACAAAAAGAUGAGCAAGAACAGUCAUAAAAUUGCAGAUGAGAUUCAAAACUGGGAGUUGCAAUCAGAAAUUGAAGCAUCAAAAGGGAGUAAAGAUAUGUCAAAGGAUGAUGAAAAUUCAAGGACGAAAACUAGCAUAUUAGCCAAGGUAAGAGGACCUUCUUCCAAGUGGAGUGAAUACAUAACUGAAGAAGACAACUGCAGAGGUAGAAAUGGAGAAAAUAUGGCAACAGACCAAUGCAUCGAUAUAUUGAAGAAGAUUAUAAAUGAUGAAAUUGUUGAUGACGAUAUCCAUCCUGAUUUCAAGUGACAAUGACUCUGCAAACAACAUUUUAUUUAGCAACUGUUGUUUCAGAGAUUUUUGGGUAACUUGCAUCUUUUUCCAGUAAAAUAUAAGUUUUUAAACACACACAACAUGUUAGUGCAUUGACCCUAUAGGGCUGAGAAGUAUGAGCCUUUGAUUAGAAGGCCUCAUGUUUCGUGACACGUGCUGCUUUGCCCCUCUCCCUAUCGGUUGAGCACACUCCUCCAUGUGAAAUAUUCAUCGGCUUUUUGGUUGUGACCAUUUCGUUUUAGUUAGUUGUCUAACUUCUAAUAAACAAAUGGAUUCUUUAUCGAUAAAGUACCAUACAAAUUUAUUAAUGCAAUGCCUCUUUGAGUGAGUAUAGAGGCCUUUGAACCAUGUUCAUUACCUAGACUCACCAUUAUUUCAUUUCAUUCAAUUUAUGGGUUGAAGCACCAAAGAAUAAAUACAUAUUUCAAAAAGUAUUCUGAAGCAAAUAAAAGAAGGUUUAAAACCAAGAACUUAAACAUCAUUCCAAACAAAUUCUUUACGAGAUCAAAUGCGUUAUCCCUUGGUGUAUAAUUUCAGACUAGAAAAUUAUUCCAAACUAACCCUGCAAGGUGCAACCAAUCGAAUCGAAAUGUUUCUUGUUUUU
Molecule: messenger RNA, 1700 nt
Organism: Benincasa hispida (wax gourd)
Lineage: Eukaryota; Viridiplantae; Streptophyta; Magnoliopsida; Cucurbitales; Cucurbitaceae
Biological process (GO): mitotic G2 DNA damage checkpoint signaling
Cellular component (GO): nucleus
Molecular function (GO): chromatin binding
Source: RefSeq, a predicted model, not a curated record